Molecule: messenger RNA, 909 nt
Organism: Anopheles coluzzii
Lineage: Eukaryota; Metazoa; Arthropoda; Insecta; Diptera; Culicidae
Exons: 2
Coding region: 72-821 (249 amino acids)
Source: RefSeq, a predicted model, not a curated record
UAGGUAAAUUUAGUUGUUGCGCGUGCAGUGCCCGUUUAGAAGAGGUUGAUCGAAGUAGAGCAUUUAACAAAAUGGCGUGGAGUUUGUCGUUUGUCCUUAUCGCAGCAUGCGCCCUGCUGGUUAGUGGCGUUAGUGCUGCACCAUCGAAAACGGCUGUGAAACCACGCAGCCAGGAGCUGCGCGAUGCGAUUGAGGAGUAUCGAGUCCGGUUCGAUGAGCUGCACAAGGAAAAGGAUCAGUUCCUGCAGUUUGCCCGUACCGGGCUUUGGGCUACGGUGCGUGCGAUGAACGAAGAGGUGCUGCAGGAUAUGGGCGAAACGCGCAACAUCGUGGAGUACGGUUUCGACGAUGUGCGUCUAGACAUUAGUCUGCUGAUCGUGGAGGGCAACCACAACGAGCAGUGCCUGCUGGAUCUGGUGUACGAAAUCGUGGAGGAGAAGGUACAGCUGGGCCAGGAAAUCAGUCGCUGUGCGGACGAUACGACCGAUGCUAAGGACUCACUGCCGGAGUCGUUCUACGAGUUCCUGAAUCUGCUGCAGCGUCUGUCGAACUCGAUCGCCGAAACGACGCUGUACACGUUCGUGAGCCAAAACUCGGUGAACGAUCCGGAGCGUCAUCUCGAGUUUCUGGAGGAAGCGUUCGAGGAAACGGACCGUGCCUGGAACGAGGAAGCGUUGCCGCUGGUGCAGUUCGAGCUGGACGCCAUGGAGUACAACCGCCCGCUGAUUGUGGCCGACAGCGCACAGUGUCUGCAGGCAAUCAACGACAGGCAGCAGGCAUUCGAGGACUCGAUCCGCGAGCGUAUCCCAUCGUGCUUGUAAACAAGCUACGGGGGAAGAGUGCACUCAUUAUUAAGAAAUAAUACAUACAAAUACAUACUACCAUUGUGGGAAACGUUCCCUUUCAAAU